AUGAGGGGACGAGACUUGGUUGAAGACUUCGUCGAGUUUAUAGCUUCUCAAACGAUUUAUGGGAGAAGGGCUGAGUUUGACUCGAAGACUAAGAGAAUGGAGACUAGGGCUGAUUCUAGAAAAGGAGAAGGCCUUAAUAGAAACAUGCUAUGGAAUUUGGAGGAAAGACAAAUGAAGCAAUUGAAAUCUAAUCCCAUCGAUGAAAGGGAUUUCGACAGAAUCGAUCAACUACAAGCUCUCAAUGCUCUCCUCCUCAGAGAUGCAAGGGGUGAAGAGUUAGAAGAAGGCAUUUUUAAUGCAAAUGAGGUUCGAUUUGAAGGAGACCUGUCCUUUAAGUGUAAUGACUCACUAGCAGACCCUGAAGGAAUGGAAUGGGGAGCUCUUAGGAGAAGUCGAGGGUGGUUGAUUCCCUUAUUGGAAUUGGGGAGUUGUUGGGGAGUUGUUGAUGAGAAGGAGGUUGAAUUCAAUGCUACUAAUGCCCAGGUACAGUCUGACCAAGAGCUACUAUCUGGGAGGUGGCUUAAAUCUCUGGAUGGGUUUCUUGGGCUUAAAAAAUCAUCUAAAAUGGGGGAAUUCAUAAGAUGGGACUGGGAAAAUGGAAAAAUUAUGGGGAACAGAGAGGAGGGGGGUUGUUAG
This is a messenger RNA of Ilex paraguariensis (yerba mate), 636 nucleotides long. The record is from the annotation of a GenBank genome assembly. Lineage: Eukaryota; Viridiplantae; Streptophyta; Magnoliopsida; Aquifoliales; Aquifoliaceae.